Rubroshorea leprosula is the source of this 1643-nucleotide messenger RNA. NCBI's taxonomy places the organism in Eukaryota, Viridiplantae, Streptophyta, Magnoliopsida, Malvales, Dipterocarpaceae. The record is from the annotation of a GenBank genome assembly.
CGGACGGCUUCAAUUUUAAAUUUAUUAGAGAAAUGUGGGAUGCAAUUAAAGACGAUAUGAUGGGUUUUGUUGAUGACUUUCACAGAAAUGGGAAAUUGGUCAGAGGAGUGAAUAGCUCCUUGAUUGUGCUGGUACCCAAGGUUACUAAUCCCCAGAAAAUUGAGGAGCUCAAGCCCAUAUUCCUAAUCGGCGUCAUGUAUAAGGUGGUAGCGAAACUCCUUGCAAAUAGAAUUAGCUCAGUUCUGGGCAGCAUUAUUGGAGAAAGCCAAAUGGCCUUCAUCAGAGGAAGACAAAUGGUGGAUAGCAUAGUAAUCGCCAAUGAAACAAUUGAUGCAGCGAAUAGAAAUAAGAAGGCUAGCUUCAUGUUUAAAAUGGACUUCGAGAAGGCUUAUGAUAAGGUAUGCUGGGAAUUUCUAGAUUACAUGAUGUUGAGGAUGGAUUUUGAUCCAAAAUGGAGAAGGUGGAUCAAGGAAUGUCUAAAAACAACAGAGGUGUCAGUUCUACUCAAUGGCAACACUACCAGACAAGUUAAUAUCAACAAAGGUUUGAGACAAGGCGACCCACUCUCACCUUAUUUAUUUUUACUGGUCGCAGAGGGUUUUAAUGGUAUUAUUUCUUCAGCAAUCAGCCAUGGUCUUUUCGAAGAAAUAGAUAUUGGCAGUAGAGGUAUGAAAGUGUCUCAUUUACAGUUCACCAAUGAUUCGAUUCUAUUUGGCAAGGCUGUGGAGAGCAACAUAUGGGCAACAAAAAGUGUAAUGAGAAUCUUCGAGUUGGUAUCGGGAUUGAAGACUAAUUUUGGGAAAAGCCAACUCUUUGGAAUAAAUGUUUCUGAUGAAUGGAUGUCAAAAAUGGGUCACAUUUUGUGUUGCAAGCAAGGAGCAUUCCUAUGUAGAUAUUUGGGGGUACCAAUUGGAGGCAGCAUUAAAAGUAUUGCACUAUGGAAACCGUUGAUCGAUACUUUUGAGAAAAAAUUGAGCCAAUGGAAAGGUCGGUUCCUUUCUUUCGGUGGAAGGAUUACACUCCUUAACGCAGUGCUGCCAGUCUUCCAGUGUUCACCAUGUUUGUGCACUUGCUCCCAAAAGGAUAAAAUACCUAUGAAACUCAACCUUUAUAAGAGGGGAAUUAUUCUUGAUCCAAACCAAGUGAUGUGCAGCCUAUGUGGAACCAACAUUGAAGAUGCCAAUUACCUUUUCAUUCACUGUAGAGUGGCUUAUUUGGUAAGAGGCAAAUGCGCACAAUGGUGGAGGUUCCUCUCAGUUCAUCCUAUGACCUACCAUGAUGACUUCGAGCAACACAGACCCCCUGUUAAAGACCCACUAGUAAAAGCCGAGUGGGAUGUGGUAUGGUUCUCCACCAUGUGGACAACGGGAUAUUCUUUCAAUCUGUAUGAGUGGAUGCUUGAACCUGCUUUAAGCCUCAAAGCCAAACGAGGUUAAGAGAAGGAUUCUAGAUAGUGGAUGUUUUGGCAUUGUUUCUUGGUAUGUCUCACUGAGCAACUAUUUGACUUUGGUUGUUUCAUUUUGUUGUCACAUGUUCUUGUGAGGUAUUGGUAGCUGUAGUCAGUGGAUGCUCAGUGAUUACUUUCUGUGUACAAGGGCAGGAGUACCCCUUGUACUCCAUCUAAAUAAAUUCCUUUGCUGUGC